AUGUCUUCGUCCUCCGCCGCGACCAUCAAACUGCCCCACAGUAAGCUCCAAGACUCAAGCUCCAAUGGUACCAUUUCUCUCAAGCCUCGUCCACCUCUAGCCAGCUACACGUUCGGCGGAUUGUCCGCUGUAGGCGCCGUGUUCUUUACACACCCGUUCGACCUGCUUAAGAUCCACCUACAGACGUCAAAGAAGGAGAAUCUAGGGCUGGGGACCGCAGUCCGCCGCAUCCUCAAGCAACAGGGACUACGUGGGCUCUACCAGGGUAUUUCUGGAGGUGCUAUGAGGGAAGGAACGUACUCUACCAUGCGCUUCGCAGUGUACCACUACCUCAAGGACGAGGCGGUGCGGCGGAAUGACGGCCAACCUAUCUCCACAGGCCACAAUGUACUACUGGGUAUGACUGGAGGCAUCAUCGGAGGAGCCUUUGGCAACCCAGCAGACAUUGUCAAUAUCCGUAUGCAGGCAGACAGUCGAUUGCCUCCUGAGAAGAGACGCAACUACAAACACGCAGUGGACGGACUCCUUCGUGUGGAGAAGGAGGAGGGACUCGUCGCGUUGAUGCGCGGGGUGAGACCCAACAUGAUUCGUGCCAUGCUGCUGACAACAGGUCAGAUUGCCGCCUACGACUUGGCCAAGUCGACGAUUCUCGACAACAAAGUGGUGCCCAUGCGCGACAAUCUGCAGACCCACGUCUUGGCCAGUAUGGUGGCUGGUCUGGUGGCGACGACGGCGUGUGCACCGGCAGAUGUGGUCAAGACAAGGCUGAUGAACAUGCAUCAUAACGAAUACAAGAGUGCGACAGACUGCUUUGUCAAGGUGGUAAAGCACGAAGGACUGCGAGGACUGUACAAGGGAUGGCUGCCAGCGUAUAUGCGACUGGGACCGCAGACGCUGCUGACGUUUGUGUUCCUCGAACAACUUCGCAAGCGCUUGCUAUAG
Phytophthora infestans T30-4 is the source of this 942-nucleotide messenger RNA. Its product is annotated as mitochondrial 2-oxoglutarate/malate carrier protein, putative. Gene Ontology annotation, molecular function: antiporter activity; oxaloacetate transmembrane transporter activity; malate transmembrane transporter activity. Gene Ontology annotation, cellular component: mitochondrial membrane. NCBI's taxonomy places the organism in Eukaryota, Oomycota, Peronosporomycetes, Peronosporales, Peronosporaceae. Gene Ontology annotation, biological process: oxaloacetate transport; succinate transmembrane transport; thiosulfate transport. The record is from RefSeq and is a predicted model, not a curated record. Bases 1 to 942 code for a protein of 313 amino acids. The transcript has a single exon.